AUGGAAGAGUUCGAGUCCACAGGGGAUAAACGUGCGCUCUCUUCGUCGACACUCUGGGUGGCAUUGGCCUUGGUAAACGUGCUCAUCUCAGCGCAAUCGAUCUCACUCGCCGCUGGCACUAGAAAUAACAUGCAAGACAAACAAUCUCAACCCUUGAAAAAACACUUUUCUGCAUCAGUUUCAGGUCUGGGUAAGCGAGCGGUCAGCUCUUUCGAUACGCUUGGUGGGAUCGGCCUAGGGAAGCGACAAACGGAUAAAAAAGCACUCAGCAGUUUCGAUACGCUUGGAGGAAUCGGUCUCGGGAAACGAUACGAUGUAAUGACUGGAGAGAAGAAAUCGGUGAGCAGCUUCGACACUUUGGCUGGCAUUGGCCUUGGAAAAAGGGCAGGAUAUUUCACGCCG
Messenger RNA from Ostertagia ostertagi, 402 nucleotides. NCBI's taxonomy places the organism in Eukaryota, Metazoa, Nematoda, Chromadorea, Rhabditida, Trichostrongylidae. The record is from the annotation of a GenBank genome assembly.